AUGGCGCGCGGCCUCCUCAUACUUGGUGCCAUUCUCGGCUUGCUCACCAGUGCAAUGUACAUGGUCGAGCCCUACCUGGAGCAACUCUACAUUUUCACGCCCCGCGAAUUGCAUCAACUCUCCAAGGAUGCUCUGGAAGUUCAUGGAAAUGACACUGCCUCUGUCGUCUCCUACAUUGUCGAUAACCUCUCCAAAAACCACCCCGAUCACGUGAACUUGGAUGAAGAAUGGAUCUUCAACAACGCUGGCGGCGCAAUGGGCGCUAUGUACAUCAUUCACGCUUCCGUAACCGAGUAUCUGAUCGUAUUCGGAACUGCCAUUGGUACUGAAGGCCAUACUGGGCGCCACACCGCAGACGACUAUUUCCACAUCUUGAAGGGCGAGCAGCUGGCGUAUGCGCCCGCAAAGGGCGUGUAUGAGCCGGAAGUAUACCCCCAAGGUUCCGUUCAUCAUCUGAAGAGGGGAGAUGUUAAGCAGUACAAAAUGGACAAGGACUGCUUCGCGUUGGAGUACGCUCGGGGAUGGAUUCCGCCUAUGUUGUUCUUUGGCUACGCAGACACUUUCUUCAGUACUCUGGACUUCCCAACGCUGUGGCGCACAACAUUUGUCACUGGGCGUGAAAUGAUCGGAAACCUGCUGAAGGGCAAGGUGUAA
Boeremia exigua is the source of this 654-nucleotide messenger RNA. Its product is annotated as ERG2/sigma1 receptor-like protein. The transcript is spliced from 2 exons. The coding region runs from base 1 to 654 and encodes 217 amino acids. Gene Ontology annotation, biological process: ergosterol biosynthetic process. Lineage: Eukaryota; Fungi; Ascomycota; Dothideomycetes; Pleosporales; Didymellaceae. The record is from RefSeq and is a predicted model, not a curated record. Gene Ontology annotation, cellular component: endoplasmic reticulum.